Messenger RNA from Microthlaspi erraticum, 1749 nucleotides. Lineage: Eukaryota; Viridiplantae; Streptophyta; Magnoliopsida; Brassicales; Brassicaceae. The record is from the annotation of a GenBank genome assembly.
AUGAAGUUCAUGAAACUUGGAUCCAAACCUGAUUCGUUUCAGUCUGAAGGAGACAAUGUUAGGUAUGUAUCAACUGAUUUAGCAACAGAUGUUAUCGUCAUCAUCGGCGAUGUCAAGUUCUAUCUCCACAAGUUUCCGUUGCUGUCGAAAAGCGCACGCUUGCAGAAACUAAUCACACAAUCAUCAUCAUCAAAUGAAGAUCAUAAUCAGAUUCAGAGUCAAGAAGACGAGAUUGAGAUAGCAGAGAUUCCAGGUGGUCCAGCUUCAUUCGAGAUCUGUGCUAAAUUCUGUUACGGAAUGACAGUUACUCUGAACGCAUACAACGUAGUCGCUGCUCGUUGCGCAGCAGAGUUUCUUGAGAUGUACGAAACCGUCGAAAAGGGAAACCUAGUUUACAAGAUCGAAGUGUUCUUGAACUCGAGCAUACUCCAAAGCUGGAAAGACUCCAUCAUCGUGCUUCAAACCACGAGAGCUCUCUCUCCAUACGCCGAAGAGCUGAAGCUAACGGGCCGUUGUCUCGACUCCAUCGCCUCUAGAGCUUCCAUCGACGACACUUCGAAAGUCGAGUGGUCUUACACUUACAGCAAGAAGAAGAACCUCGACAACGGGUUGAGGAAACCGCAAGCUGUUCCUAGAGACUGGUGGGUCGAGGAUCUCUGCGAUCUUCAUAUUGAUUUGUAUAAGCGAGCCAUCGCUACGAUUGAAGCUAGAGGGAAAGUCUCAGCUGAUGUUAUCGGAGAGGCAUUGCAUGCUUACGCUAUAAGAAGGGUUCCUGGAUUCAGCAAGAGUAGCUCUGUGCAGAUCACUGACUUUGCGAAGUACAGAGCUUUGGUUGAUUCGAUCGUUGAGAUGAUUCCUGACGAGAGACAGAGCGUUUCCUCGAGUUUCUUGACUAAGUUGUUGCGAGCUUCGAUCUUUCUUGGUUGCGAUGAGGAAGAGAACAACGGGUUAAAGAACAGAGUUGGUGAGCGGUUAGAUGAGGCUAGCUUGAGUGAUGUUAUGCUGUAUGAUGUUGAGUUGAUGCAGAGCUUAGUUGAGGUUUUCUUGAAGUCCAGAAACCGGUCGGAAGAAGACGGUUUAACCGCGAAGGCGUCGGUUGCGAAGCUCGUCGAUGGUUAUUUAGCUGAGAAGUCGAGGGAUUCGGAUAACUUGCCUCUUCAGAAGUUCCUCUCGCUCGCGGAAAUGGUCUCUAGCUUUCCGAGGCAGUCUCAUGACGGCGUUUACCGCGCAAUCGACAUGUUUCUCAAGGAACAUCCGGAGAUCAACAAGAGUGAGAAGAAGAGACUGUGCAGGCUGAUGGAUUGUAGGAAGCUAUCGGUGGAAGCAUGCGCGCACGCGGUGCAGAACGAGAGGUUACCGAUGCGUGUGGUGGUGCAAGUGCUCUUCUUUGAGCAGGUAAGAGCCAACAGCAACAACGGUUCAUCGUCGACGGGGAACAGCACGCCUGAGAUCAUACCGGCGUCAAGAUCGACGAACACUGAAGAAGACACAGAGUGUUGGGACACGGAGGAUAUUCAAGCUUUGAGAGGUGAGUUAGCGAAUCUAAGACUCGCAAAGAAGCAGCAAGAGAACAGUUUAAAUAAAGGGAAGUUGAUGAAAGGAGGAGGAUUGGGAGUUUCUAGAGUGUUCUCGAAGCUUUGGUCAGGUAAAGAGAGAAGUGGAGAGAUGAUGAGUAGCUCGGGGACUUCGAGUCCUGGUUCUGUUAAUGAUGACUCUAAGUCUUCUUCUUCCACAAGCAAGAAGCAUUAG